Rosa chinensis is the source of this 1914-nucleotide messenger RNA. RefSeq names its product protein SRG1. The record is from RefSeq and is a predicted model, not a curated record. The coding region runs from base 823 to 1848 and encodes 341 amino acids. Lineage: Eukaryota; Viridiplantae; Streptophyta; Magnoliopsida; Rosales; Rosaceae. The transcript has 4 exons.
AAGAGGCACUGACCGUUUCUGAUAACUUUGGUAGUUAAAAGGACCAUAAUUCUUCACUGCCUUAUUUAGUCUUGGUCUUUUGUCAUCUACCAAAUCAUCCACUGGACUAAUUUCUUCUUGAGUUGCUAGCUUAAUAAGAAUGGCCACAGAUACCUUCAUUUUUUCUGUGUUUGUAGUGACUCUGUGCACUGGACUCUUGAAUAUUCCAUUACUGAUUAUCUGCAAGCCCCUCAAAUUUUAAUAAUGGCUUAUGCAGUUAUGCCCCAAUUAGAAAGACUAUACCUUAUUUUCUUGUUACUAAGUGAAUUUCCUUCGAGUAUUCCUAGAAGAUCAUAGAAGGCUAGCUUCGUCUUUGGUGAGUAAAGCCACAUGAUUUUAGGUAUAUGUAACUUCAAACACUGAAUGGUGAUGAACCACCCCUGAAUAUAAUGCUAAAGAGACCAGACUUGGAGUCAAGCAAAUGGGGAAGAUCCAUUUUAGAAACAAGUUUAUCAACCUAGCUAGAGAGGCGGCAAAGUUGUUGAGACCAGUAACAAGCUAUGGUGAAUGUGAUGACUAUAAUAUCCCAAAAGACUUCUGCAAAAGAUAACAACAAGCAAUAAGACAACUGUGGCCAGCUUAAUUUGCUGGUUCUAGUUGUCCUACUACUGCUCUAUAUUGAUUAUAGUCUUAGAAAUUUAAUAACAUUCCAAGUUAGCUUUAAUUUUUUAUCGUUCCCAUUUGAAUAUCUGUAUAUUAUUUUUGAUUCAAAAUCAACCCUACUGGAAUAUCACUGACAAACAUACUCUAUUUCGGGCUGAUAAUGACUCGGUGAAGUUGUCCAUGAGUGUCGAAGAAAUGUCCAUCAAUGGUGAUGAACCACUCCCUGAGUAUAUUGUUGAACAAGGCAUCUUUGGAGCUAUAGAUUCUUCCCCAUCACUAGGUCAGAUCCCCAUCUUUGAUAUCAAUUUCUUCUCCUCAACAUCACUCAAUUCUAAGCAAGCGAAGAACGAACUUGAGAAACUUAGAUCAGCACUAAGCUCAUCAGGCUGCUUCCAGGCAGUUGGUCAUGGGAUUUCAAGUUCCUUUCUUGACAAGGUACGCGAAGCUGGAACACAGUUCUUUGCCCUUCCAGUGGACGAGAAGCAAAAGUACUUAGAGGCAGCUCAUGUCGCCGGGAAUGAUGUCAAAGUCACAGAGAAGCAAGUUCUUGACUGGUGCUACCGUCUAACUCUUCGAGUAUUCCCAGAAGAUAAAAGAAGCCUUAAUCUUUGGCCAGAAAGUCCAAACAACUUUAGAGAGGUGAUAGAUGAAUAUGCAACAAAGAUAAAGUUAAUGAUGGGUGUUCUCUUUAAGGCCAUGGCAAAAUCUUUGAAUUUGGAAGAGAACAGCUUUGCACACCAGCUGUUUGGAGAGCAAGCUCUGAUGACAGCAAGAUUCAACUUCUAUCCGCGGUGUUCAAGAGCCGAUCAGGUGUUUGGUGUGAAGGCACAUACAGAUGGGUCAGGAUUGACAGUUUUGUUGCAAGACAAAGAAGUACAAGGUCUUCAAGUUUUGGUAGAUGGCAAAUGGGCUAGAGUCCCCAUUGUGCCUCAUGCACUAGUUGUUAAUCUCGGGGAUCAGAUGCAGAUUAUGAGUAAUGGAAUAUUCAAGAGUGCAAUGCACAGGGUGGUGACAAAUACAGAAAAGUUGAGACUAUCUGUAGCCAUGUUUAACUUACCAGCUCCUGAAACUGAGAUUGGUCCAUUGGUGAGCUUGAUACAUCAUGAAACAAGGCCAAGGUUGUACAAAAAUGUCAAGAACUACGGUCGCAUCAACUACAAAUGCUACCAGAGAGGAGAAAUAGCACUUGAAACAGUAAAGAUGUAAUCUUUCCUUCUUUGUAUAAUUAUCUUUCUAGCAGUUAAAUAGUGAUCUCUAUCACAGUCUUAUGAA